Molecule: messenger RNA, 672 nt
Organism: Exserohilum turcica Et28A
Lineage: Eukaryota; Fungi; Ascomycota; Dothideomycetes; Pleosporales; Pleosporaceae
Exons: 2
Biological process (GO): positive regulation of transcription by RNA polymerase II
Molecular function (GO): DNA-binding transcription factor activity, RNA polymerase II-specific; sequence-specific DNA binding; zinc ion binding
Source: RefSeq, a predicted model, not a curated record
AUGGAAGUCGCGACCGCGACACAGACAAGGGCCGAAGGCACCCCGCACCCCCAUCCGCCAGACGAAGCCGCCGCCACCUCCACAACCACCACGACUACAACUACAACCACCGCCUCCACCGCCCCCCAGACCCGCAUCGCCCACACCCUCACGGCCUGCUGUCGCUGCCGCACGCGCAAGACCAGGUGCGACCCCGGCCUCCCUCGAUGCGGGCCCUGCGAGCGCACAAACUCGCACUGCGAAUACUACGACCCCGCAAAGGGCCGCAAGAUCCCCCGCAACUAUGUCGUCCACCUCCAGCAAAAGGUGCGCCUUCUCGAGAAGCAGCUGGCUGAUCUCGAGCGCGAUGACGUCGAGCCCGACGCCGAAGAUGUCAUGCGCGGCGCAGCCACGGUGCGUGUCCAGGACUCGGACGAGUCCAAGUUCCUCGGCCCUUCGAGCGGCAUCACCAUCACCCGCCUGGUGAUGCAGCUGGCCAAGCAGUUUACCGAGUCCAAGAGCAUCUCCGAAAUCGUCCCCCACGCACGAGCAAAGGACAUCAAGGACACCUUUACCCAGGAAGACCAGCGGCCCACGUCCAAGGUGUACCCCAUCGUCAGCGAUGUGGCGGCCGAGGAGCUACCCAGCAGAGACGUCACCAACCUGCUCGUCGAACUCUUCUACUGCAAAGGC